Messenger RNA from Nannochloropsis gaditana CCMP526, 943 nucleotides. Its product is annotated as short-chain dehydrogenase reductase sdr. The transcript is spliced from 2 exons. The record is from RefSeq and is a predicted model, not a curated record. The coding region runs from base 1 to 831 and encodes 276 amino acids.
AUGACAAACAGCGGAUCACGCAAGAUUGUCCUUCUCACAGGAUCCACAGGAGCAAUCGGACGUGAAAUCGCAAUAAGCUUGGCAGGAAAAGGCUGUGAACUUAUCCUCCCGGUGCGGGAUGCCGAGAGGGGAAAACAGCUCGUCAAAGACAUCCUCGAAAAGGCCGGCGCUCAAGCAGGGCCAGUCCACCUGGAGGCAUGCGACAUGAGCUCCCUCUCGUCCCUGCGAAACUUCGUUCGGCGGGUCCAAGAGGCUUAUCCACGCCUUGACGUCCUCAUCAACAACGCUGCAACCGUGCCUCCCACCCGGCAGCUUACCGAAGACGGUCUGGAGACCCAAUUUUGCGUCAACGUGCUCUCAUACUUCCUCCUGAUGUUCUCGCUUUCCUCCUUUCUUCGAAAAUCCGGCAAGGCGAGAAUCAUCAACGUGGCAUCCAAUCUCGCCGGAGAUUUAGAUCUAACGGACAUGCAGUUCGAAAAGCGCAAAUAUAACAAUAUGCUCGCCUACAAGCAAAGCAAGCAGGCGGACAGGCAACUCUCUUGGGCGGGGGCCAAAUUUUUUGCGGACUCGGGAGUCAAAGUCUUCGCCAUGCACCCUGGAGUGACCACGUCUGCAAUUCUGAAAGGAGUGGGCUAUGAAAAAGGAUGGGACUCUGCAGAGUUUUGCGCGAAAAUGGCCGUGCAACUGGUGAUGGAAGAGGAAGGGAUGAAGACGAUGGAAACUGGGACGUACUGGGUAAACGGGGAGGAGACUGCUUGUCCGUGGCAGGAGAACGACCAAGAAUGCCAGGCCGUGUGGGACUACUGUAAAAAGUGCGCUGGUGUUGAAUGAAGGAGCGCCGUAAAGGAGCCGGCAUUGGGAUGAUUUUAGGGAAGCUUUUCCCCAGACUCGACUUUGAAGUGCUGAGAGAUUGUCGAGCAAAAUAAAGUUGCCUCCGAACGGG